CGAUGGUCCAGCAGUAUGUUUCCUGAGGACUUGGGGACCCUGCUGUCGAGUCACAACUAAGCCUGUACAAAGGGUCCCUGCGGGGUGGGGGCCCUUCUCCAGGGCAGCCGCCUAGGACCUUCUCCUAACCCUGGAGAGCGGCACUGAGUUUCCAUCCAGGCUCUAGCCUCAGCAAGGAGACCAGGGCUCCCCUUGGGCGCCGUACAAGUCGUAUUCUUGCAAAACUGCUUGUAGGAAAACAUGGCUGUUUCUGUUUUUUAAUAUAAAUUAAUCAAAUCUAGCACCAAAUAUUGCCACGGGCUGACUUUGGGACGGGGACGGGUGUCGUUGCAGUUGAUAGCCGGUCGGGAAAUUCGUAAAUUGAACCGGGAACCGCCAGAAUGGAGGUAUCAAUGCCCCUGCCUCAGAUAUAUGUAGAAAAAACCCUAGCUCUUAUCAAGCCGGAUAUUGUUGACAAAGAAGAGGAGAUAUGCGAUAUUAUUCUUAGGUCAGGAUUCACCAUUAUUCAGAGACGAAAACUACACCUCAGCCCUGAGCACUGUAGUAACUUUUAUGUGGAUCAGUAUGGGAAAAUGUUUUUCCCAAAUUUAACAGCUUAUAUGAGCUCUGGACCUCUUGUUGCUAUGAUACUAGCCAGACAUAAUGCCAUAUCUUACUGGAAAGAACUUUUGGGACCGCCUAAUAGUUUAGUAGCCAAGGAGACACACCCGGACAGUCUAAGGGCGAUCUACGGUACGGAUGAGCUAAGGAACGCUCUUCACGGGAGCAAUGACUUCGCUGCCUCAGAGAGAGAGAUCCGGUUCAUGUUUCCAGAAGUGAUCAUUGAACCCAUUCCAACUGGACAAGUUGCUAAGGACUAUUUGAAUUUGUAUGUAACGCCAACCCUGCUGCAAGGACUCACAGAGCUUUGCAAGCAGAAGCCAGCGGACCCUUACACGUGGCUAGCUGAUUGGCUGCUGAAAAAUAAUCCCAACAAACCUAAACUGUGUCACUUUCCAGUACCAGAAGAGCCUUAGUGCACUCUGCAGAGUGAGUGGCGGAUUGUUUUACUGUAAAAGCUGUGCAUCUACUUUUUAAAUGAAACUUUCUUUCUAAUGGUUUAAGUGUAUGUGUAUUAAACUAUUUUUUUUUACACUGAAAACCAUGUAUG
This is a messenger RNA of Acomys russatus (golden spiny mouse), 1150 nucleotides long. It is a transcript of the gene Nme5, whose product is annotated as NME/NM23 family member 5. Gene Ontology annotation, biological process: GTP biosynthetic process; spermatid differentiation; CTP biosynthetic process. The coding region runs from base 381 to 1016 and encodes 211 amino acids. Gene Ontology annotation, molecular function: nucleoside diphosphate kinase activity. The transcript is spliced from 5 exons. Lineage: Eukaryota; Metazoa; Chordata; Mammalia; Rodentia; Muridae. The record is from RefSeq and is a predicted model, not a curated record.